Molecule: messenger RNA, 750 nt
Organism: Aricia agestis (brown argus)
Lineage: Eukaryota; Metazoa; Arthropoda; Insecta; Lepidoptera; Lycaenidae
Product: probable E3 SUMO-protein ligase RNF212
Exons: 8
Coding region: 1-711 (236 amino acids)
Biological process (GO): protein sumoylation; reciprocal meiotic recombination; homologous chromosome pairing at meiosis
Cellular component (GO): synaptonemal complex
Molecular function (GO): SUMO transferase activity
Source: RefSeq, a predicted model, not a curated record
AUGUUUUGUAAUACUUGUCUAAAUAAUGGAUCGAAAGAAAAUACCUGUUUGGUUUGUCGUGCUCCAUGUAGUAUGAUGAAGCUCGUUCCCGAUAUGAAUCAAGAAAUUCAAGAUUAUUUCACGGAGCCGGAAGAACUAAUUAAAAAGUGCUGCGAAGUUUUCCACUUCCAGCGGCAGCAUCGGCGGCGGCUGCUGUCAUAUUUAUUGCAGUCGACAAAGAAGUUCUACCGAGCUCGGAGUGAGCUGCAGCGCAUGACGGAGGUCUGCCAGCAGCAGCACAAACAGCUGAAGGAAUACCAGAAGAUUAUCAAGGUCAUGGAAUCACAGCUGGCUUCCGGUGGACAGAAACCUUCUUCGCCAUUCAACAUACCCAUCUCUCCAAACGCGAACCUGUCUCCAGGCUUCAUACAGACUACACCCACCUUCAAGAGAACAGCUAAGAGUACUCCAUACAAUCAACCGUAUCACUCGAGCCUCGUGACCCCCGCGCGUAUUAGCAAGCAGAGGUCCGCCUGCUACAGUGGACAGAGUCAGAGGUCGAACACAUCCAACAAGAUCUCGUCGACGGUUCUGACGCCGCCCACUCCGUGCACGCCUGAGUCGGCCGGGUCAGGUAGCUUGGAAUCUGGAUACCUGUCCAGUAGCCCCUGGUCUCCAGUCUACUGCAGCGGGAACACAAGGAAGUGCCCCUUCAAGAAAUACAACUUUUAAUUACUUUCUUUGAUUUUGUUAUGAGCUUAUCAGCAUGUU